Molecule: messenger RNA, 2159 nt
Organism: Harpia harpyja (harpy eagle)
Lineage: Eukaryota; Metazoa; Chordata; Aves; Accipitriformes; Accipitridae
Gene: NOXO1
Product: NADPH oxidase organizer 1
Exons: 8
Coding region: 45-1484 (479 amino acids)
Biological process (GO): superoxide anion generation
Molecular function (GO): superoxide-generating NADPH oxidase activator activity; protein binding; phosphatidylinositol binding
Source: RefSeq, a predicted model, not a curated record
UGAGCUGCGGCAGGUACCCAGUGGAUGUGAAGGCUGUAGGCUUGAUGCAAUGCAGAAAGCAGAAGAACUACAUGAUGUUUGUGUCUUGGUCAGAUCAGAACAACAUUCUCAUCUACCGGACAUUUGAAGACUUUAAGAGGUUCCAUAAAGAGCUGAAGAGAAAAUUCCCCAUCGAGAGUGGCUCACUCAGGAGAUCUGACCGGACAAUACCCAGGUUUAAAGAUGCAAAUGUGAAGCAGAGGAAGAGUGGGAAGCUGAACAGGUGCCUGGAGAUACUGAAACUGCUGGAAACUUAUUCCCAGGAGCUGCUGAAAACAGAUGCUAAAAUCUCUCAGGGUGAAGAUGUGAUUCAGUUUUUCAAGGCACAGACCCAAGACCUAGAUCCCUCCUUUCCUGAAAACAGUGUUGUGAUAAUGCCAUCAGAAAUUGGAGGGGAAAAGAAAAACCAGCCACAGCAGCAGCUCUCCUCUAUUACACAUCCCCAGGCAUCCCAGAGCUACAGAUGCAUUGAAACCUUUGAAACCAAAGACACAAAGAACAAGACUUUCAAAGUCGCUAAGAAGGAAAUUGUUGAAGUGUUAAUCAAAGACAUGACUGGAUGGUGGCUAGUGGAAAAUGCAGACAAGCAGAUAGCCUGGUUCCCAGCCUCGUACCUGGAAGAGAUUGACGUCCACAAGGACAUCCAGAAUGACUUGAGCUCAAAUGAGGAGGGCAGCCUGUACUUUGUUGUGCGGGCCUACGAGUCCCAGAAGGCUGACGAGCUCUCUCUGAACAAUGGUGUCAUCGUGGAGGUGGUCAGGAAAUCUGACAAUGGCUGGUGGCUGAUCCGAUACAACGGCCGUACCGGCUACAUGCCCUCCAUGUGCCUCCAGCCCUACAAGAAUCCUCACCACAAGCUCCAGACCAUCAUAAGCUGCGGGCUCAACAUCUCCACCCCGAACCUCUGCUCCUCCCUGACGGCUCCCCAGCCGCAGGGUGAGGCUGCAGGACAGCACAGGGUUCAGGCUUGCUCUUCCCUUGACCGGACUGAAGAGGACGUGAGCUCUCCGAGAAGCAGAUCGCAGUCUCUGCCCAGGGCCAGCUCCACCCCGGACCUGGAGUCAGACAGCUUGUCCCUCAGCUCGGGGAGCAGCAGCGAGCAGGACGGACGGCUGAGCUGGAAGCCUGACUUGUCAAGAUCUCUGCCCGAAGUCGAGCAGGCCAGGAGCUCUCCCGUGGGACGUGCCUUGGCCACACGCAGCAGCAAGUCUCCACGCCUCACCCACAAGGACAGGAACGAUUCUGGCUUUGUGGAAUCAUCUGCGGCUGAUCUAAGUUACUCCCUCACUGACCCAGACUUGGCCGCUUGUGUCCCCAAGGUGCCCGUGCGCCCCUCAGCCCACGAGAUCCUCCAGAAGUGCAGCACCAUCACGAAGCGAGCCGUGCAGCAGUCUUCCUCCCGGCCGGCCCUCCAGGCUCUGCUCCCUCUCCAGAGCGUGCACUAGUGCCCCCGGGGAGUCGGGGGGGUCACGGACUCAGCCCUGGGCCAGCACCACGACCGAGCCAGGCACCCUCCUCACCAAAGUCCUGCAGGAGCCGUGGGCAGUGGCACAGGGAGCAUCAGGGCUUGGGACUGUCGCUUUCCAAGGACACGGUUAGAUCCUGAGCGAACACGCAUGUGGACGUUGCCUCCCUGGGUAACAGCGAUUUGUGCUGCAGCUUGCAGUGGGAGGCUGGGGAGCCAGGAGGGGCUUUACUGGAGUUAGCGGGAGAGGUUUUAGUGGUUUAACUCAUCAGGGGAUCUGCUGAAUGGCUGCGAGAACAAAAAAAAAUCUGUUGGCUAGGAACCUCGUGUCUCUGACUGUUCUCUGCAGUGACGUCUGUGCAGGCGCAGAAACAAAAGUGGUUGUAGUACAGCAGCUUGUUUCUCAACUGAGCAAGGGGGCCAGAGCUCAUUUUUAUGAACAAAACAUUCUUCUUUCAAGGGGUUCUGAUUGUUACUGAAAUUCACAGCAGUUCUCAUCCUAAACUCAUUUGCUAGAAUUGAGUUAGAAAAAUAGUUACAGGAAAACUUAAGACUUUUAUAUAGAUUGCUACCUUUAAUUUUAGUUAUUCUCCCAGGUAUCUGUUAAUUUUUUUUGAAACAAACAAUUUAACCAACUUGUGAGGUGGUUUUUGUC